This is a messenger RNA of Medioppia subpectinata, 2760 nucleotides long. The record is from the annotation of a GenBank genome assembly. Lineage: Eukaryota; Metazoa; Arthropoda; Arachnida; Sarcoptiformes; Oppiidae.
AUGGCACAGAAGGGAGAGUUUGAAUACAACCCAAAGUUGAUAACACCGGCGAAGAUCGCCGAUAUUGUCUCCGAUAUGGGAUACGACGUGACGGUUCUCGAGACACAAACCGCGCAAUCGCUUCACGACAUAAAACUACAUAUUCUUGGAGUGGAUUCGGCGACGGAUAUGACUUUAAUCGAAAAAGAGAUACAAAAACAGAUCGGUGUCCGCGAAGUGGAGACAACGUUUGACACGCAAAGAGUAAAAGUGAUUUACGACCCGCAAGUGGUCGGACCUCGAGAUAUAAUCAAAUGCAUAGAAGCCCUUCAGCGGGGGUUUACGGCAUAUCCGGUGAGCGAAUCGGCCGGCAGUUCGGCCGACGACGCCAUGUUGGAGGAGAUCCGGAAGUGGAGGAAUAGUUUUCUGUUUUCGUUGUUGUUUGGAGUGCCGACAAUGUUUGUCAUGUUAUUCUUCAUGUACGCAAUGCCGGCCAUUCAGGGCUCACACGAAUUCAUGUGUUGCCUAAUAUCGGGCCUGUCGUUGGAGAACCUGAUACUCUUCGUACUGUCGACACCCGUCCAGUUCAUCGGUGGCCGACAUUUCUACGUUCAGGCCUACAAAGCCAUUAGACAUAAGACGGCAAACAUGGAUGUGUUGAUUAUGUUGGCCACGACUAUAGCCUACUUCUACAGUCUGGGUAUUUUGCUGUAUUACAUGAUCCGUGGCUUCAACGCCAGUCCCCUCACGUUCUUCGACACACCGCCGAUGCUUCUGGUGUUCAUAUCGUUGGGCCGUUGGCUCGAGUGUAAGGCCAAGAGAAAGACAUCGGAAGCGUUGGCGCAGUUGAUGUCACUUCAGGCCACUGAAGCUAAUCUGGUGGAGACCAAUGGUGUGGAGAUCAAAAUAUCUGUGGAAUUGGUCCAAAGGGGUGAUGUGUUGAAAGUGUUUUCGGGCGGAAAGAUACCGGUCGACGGCCGAGUGAUUGAGGGCGAGUCGAUGGUCGACGAGUCGCUGAUCACCGGCGAGUCAAUGCCGGUGCACAAGAAGGUCGGGUCGCUGGUGAUCGGCGGAUCCAUUAACCAGAAGGGAGUGCUACUCAUGAGCGCCACACAUGUGGGCAAAGACACGACACUCUCGCAGAUCGUCAAACUCAUCGAAGAGGCGCAGACAUCGAAAGCGCCGAUACAACAGUUGGCCGACAAAAUCGCCGGUGUUUUUGUGCCCUUCGUUUUGAUCAUCUCUUUGCUAACUCUUAUCGUUUGGCUCAGUAUUGGAGACAUUUAUUACGAUUAUAUUGUCAAUCAAAACCGUAUGGUCUUCGAGAUGAUGGAUAAACGGGAAGUAAUCAUUCAGUUCGCCUUCCAGUGCGCCCUCAAUGUGCUCACCAUCGCCUGUCCCUGUGCUCUCGGGUUGGCCACACCCACAGCCGUUAUGGUCGGCACCGGAAUCGGUGCAUUGAAUGGUAUACUAAUCAAAGGUUCGGAACCGCUGGAAAAGGCCCACAAACUGAACGCGGUCAUCUUCGACAAGACCGGAACCAUCACUCACGGCAAACCUGUGGUCACGAAAGUGAUUGUAUUCAACAAAUUCCAAGACAUGCUUUCACUGCAGCGUAUGUUCGCCGCCAUCGGCAUCGCAGAGGCCAAUAGUCAGCACCCGAUCGGUAACGCUGUUUGCAAACUCGUCGACACUCUCUUGAGUUUGAAUGGAAAUAAUUUCGGCAAAUGCGAGGACUUUGUGGCCGAACCGGGAUAUGGCCUGAAAUGCGCGGUCAGCCGAAGAGUCGCCGAUCAGAUCAUUAGUGACGAGAAUUUUGUGUUGAAUCCCAAUAACAACCAGAAGAAGGACUUCGAAGAGUUUGAUACAAAAAUUGUUUACUUAAAUGACAGACAAACAGAUCUUAAACUAUCGGAUGAGACGUUUGCCGUAUUAAUUGGUAAUCGGAAAUGGAUUCUCAAACACGACAUCAAAGUGAGCGAAGAGAUUGAUCGGGAGAUGACUGCUCUGGAAGAGGACGGCCAGACGGUGUUCCUGUGCGCCAUCAAUGGCCAACUGGUGUGCACUCUGGCUGUGGCCGAUCCCAUCAAAUCGGAGGCCACGCUAACCAUCUAUACGCUGCGCCACCGGUUGGGUCUGGAAGUGAUUCUCCUGACGGGCGACAACUUGGCCUCUGCGACGGCCAUCGCCCGCAAAGUGGGUCUGAAGCGUGUGUUCGCCGAAGUGCUGCCAUCGCAUAAAGUGGCCAAAGUUAAGGAGUUCCAGAGCCGGGGCUGGACUGUGGCGAUGGUCGGCGACGGUGUCAACGACUCGCCAGCGCUCGCACAGGCGGACGUUGGCAUCGCUAUCGCCAACGGAACCGAUGUGGCCGUCGAGGCCGCCAAUAUUGUCUUAGUUCGGAACGAUUUGCUUGACGUCUACGCGACCAUCGAUUUGUCCCGAAGAACUGUCCGCCGGAUUCAACUAAACUUUGUGUUGGCCAUCAUUUACAACGCGAUUGGUAUCCCAUUAGCCGCCGGCAUAUUCUUGAAGUGGGGUAUUAUUCUGCAGCCAUGGAUGGGCGCCGCGGCGAUGGCCGCCUCCUCUGUCAGUGUUGUCUGUUCUUCACUGUUGUUGCGAUUGUAUACCAAACCCACCCGAAGAGAGCUCGAGACCAGCGAUUACCGCAAACACGUCCGACGGCUCAACAUUCACAACGACUUCGACUCACUAUCGCUACACCGCGGAGAGGAUAUCGAUAAGAAGGAUCAGUUUCGCGAUCAAAAUGUUUAUAACGUGUGA